Molecule: messenger RNA, 1337 nt
Organism: Panicum hallii
Lineage: Eukaryota; Viridiplantae; Streptophyta; Magnoliopsida; Poales; Poaceae
Product: heavy metal-associated isoprenylated plant protein 7-like
Exons: 5
Coding region: 1-954 (317 amino acids)
Molecular function (GO): metal ion binding
Source: RefSeq, a predicted model, not a curated record
AUGGGCGAGGAGGAGAAGGCGAAGGAGGCGGCGGCGGCCCCGGCCGUCAAGGGCAAGGAGGCGGAGGAGAAGAAGGGCGAGGGGGGAGGAGGGGAGGAGAAGAAGGAGGACGCCCCGCCGCCGCCGGAGGAGGUGGUGAUGCGGGUCUUCAUGCACUGCGAGGGGUGCGCGCGCAAGGUCAAGAAGAUCCUCAAGGGAUUUGAUGGUGUGGAAGAUGUUAGCGCAGACUCGAAGGCACACAAGGUGGUCGUGAAGGGGAAGAAGGCAGCUGCUGACCCAUUGAAGGUGGUGGAGCGUGUGCAGAAGAAGACCGGCCGCAAGGUUGAGCUUCUCUCGCCAAUGCCACCGGCAGAGGAGGAGAAGAAGGAAGAGGAGAAAAAAGAAGAACCUGAGCCACCAAAACCUGAGGAGAAGAAAGAGGAGCCUACGGUGCUUGCUGUGGUGCUCAAGGUGCACAUGCAUUGUGAGGCCUGUGCGCAAGUGAUCAAAAAGAAAAUCCUCAAGAUGAAAGGAGUGCAGUCUGUAGAGGCAGACCUGAAGGCUUCUCAAGUCACUGUGAAGGGUGUCUUCGAGGAGGCCAAGCUAGCUGAUUAUGUGCAUAGGCGCACAGGCAAGCACGCCACUAUUGUCAAGUCUGAGCCGGUUGCAGCUGAGAGUGCUGGUGAUGGCAAUGCCAAAGACGACAAGAAGGCAGCAGAAGGCGGUGAGGAGAAGAAGGAUGAUGGCAAGGAGGAAAAGAAGGACGGUGGAGAUGCUGGUGGAGAUGGGAAAGAUGCAGAUAAACAGAAGGAUGGUGGCAAUGCUGGUGAAGGUGAAGAUAAAGACCCAGCUGCCAUGGCUCACCUGUAUAUGCACUACCCAAGAUUCAACCAUCAGAGUGGAUACGGCUACGCCUACCAGUACCCACCUCAGCUCUUCAGCGACGAGAACCCAAAUGCCUGCUCUGUGAUGUGAGAAGGCCAGGGCCAUGUGAUCCUAAGCGCGAAAAAUAAGGGGAUUUAGUUAUCCCCUGAUUUUGGAGGCGUAUUGCAGGUACAGCCCUUGAGGGUGACUGAUAUUGGCAGCUUCAGGAAUUAGAGGGCCGAGCUAUUUUGGCUGCAAGUCUAAAACUUUUCCUUCUCUCUUUGGUUGAACUUUUGUCUGGUACAAAGUAAACUCUGGGUUGUUUAUGGACACUAUGUUAUGUAAGUUAAUGGCUAGUAGGUUUUUGCGUUGUACCUUUUCACCCUUGCCCUUUUCCUUUUUGUAAAUAAAUGUAUUAUAUAUGCUAGUUUUGAUAUAGGUUGUUGCUACUCCGUGGUCUGUUGUCGGGAACAGAUGUGGACUUCCUAAGUUAA